Molecule: messenger RNA, 780 nt
Organism: Aphanomyces invadans
Lineage: Eukaryota; Oomycota; Saprolegniomycetes; Saprolegniales; Verrucalvaceae
Exons: 2
Coding region: 16-735 (239 amino acids)
Cellular component (GO): cytoplasm
Source: RefSeq, a predicted model, not a curated record
CAAGAUCGCACAAAAAUGCCGUACGACACUGCAGCCUUCGAGAGCCUGAGCGCAAGUGAGCUCGACGCCUUCAAGCAGAAGGACGGGAAACUUCAUCUCUUCAGCAACAUUGCAUGCCCCUACGGUCAUCGUGCGCUGUGGACUGCGGUGGAAGUGAACGCGCCAUUUCACGUGAUCGAAGUGUCGUUGGCGAAUCCCCCACCGGCGUAUUCGGACAAAUUCAAUCGGUACGGCACGGUGCCGUACUUGCUCUCGAAUGGAAACCCAAUCUACGAGUCCGCGAUCAUUGCCCAGUACUUGGACACCAAAUUCGGCAACGGUGAAAUCUUCCGCCGCAACAAUCCGGAAGAAGCUGCGUUGGCACAAUUGGCCGCUGCGAAGUUUGAGGCAGGGCCGUUGUAUCAACUUCUUCGCAAGUUUACUGACGAAAACGUGGCUGAACUCAAGGAGUCGCUUGCGGAAGUAGAGGCCGUGUAUCGUAUCAACGGGGCCGAAUAUCGCUCUCAAGGACCGUACUUGCUUGGCAACACUCUCAGCAAUGCCGAGAUCCUCACGGCGACUGUGCUGUUCCGCUUCGAGAUUGUGCUCAAGCACUACCACAACUUCGAUCUCCUGACCGAUUUCCCACUGCUUGCUGCCGCCUUGGCCGCUGUCAAGACACGCUCUGCGUUUCAACAAACAAUCCGCGAGCCACAAGUGUACAUCGACAUGUAUGCGAAGUUCGUGAACAAGUAAACCACCCCUUAAUCCCAUGGCCACUCUACCGUGGUCUUGUGCCUC